ACUUAAUUAGUUUGAGCUUAAACAAUGAGAACAUUUUUAAUAUUGAUUGCGAUUUUGUUAAGUUUGAGUUGUGAAAGCGUCGCAAAUGGAUUCAAGUUGAUGCCAUCAGAAUUUCCGGAGGAUUUCAUCAUUCAUGUUAAUACUGCCUCAUCAUCUUCUUCUACUGUGGCUGAUCAGCAAAAUGGAACCAGAUGGGCAGUCUUAGUUGCUGGGUCGUUUGGUUAUGGCAACUAUAGGCAUCAGGCCGAUGUGUGUCAUGCAUAUCAAAUAUUGAAGAAAGGUGGACUAAAAGAUGAAAACAUCAUUGUUUUUAUGUACGAUGACAUCGCAAACAACGUUGAGAACCCUAGACCUGGUGUCAUCAUCAAUAAGCCAGAUGGCCCUGAUGUUUACAAAGGGGUUCCCAAGGAUUACACUGGAGAAAAUGUUACUGCUGCCAAUCUUUAUGCUGUUAUUCUUGGAAAUAAAACAGCUCUCAGCGGGGGCAGUGGCAAGAUUCUGGACAGCGGUCCAAAUGACAAUGUUUUUAUAUAUUAUACCGACCAUGGCGCCUCUGGGAUAAUUGGAAUGCCUGAAGGCGAUUACGUGUAUGCUAACGAUCUCGUGGACGUUCUGAAACAGAAGCAUGAAGCUAAGGGUUACAAAAAAAUGGUAUUUUACCUAGAAUCUUGUGAAUCUGGGAGCAUGUUCGAGGGUCUGCUUCCAAGUAAUAUAAGUAUCUAUGCGACUACAGCGGCAAAUGCAACUCAAGAUAGUUGGGCGACAUAUUGUCCUGGUUUUGAUCCUGCUCCUCCUGCAGGAUAUGACACUUGUUUGGGAGACUUGUAUAGUAUUUCUUGGAUGGAAGAUUGCGAUGUCAAAGAUUUACGAAGAGAAACUUUUGCAAACCAAUAUGAAACGGUUAGAAAUAGAACCGCAAAUACUAGUGAAGGACUUGGGUCUCAUGUUACUCAAUACGGAAAUUUGAACCAAGCCAAGGAUUUACUCUUCUCUUACUUGGGUUCAGAUGACAACUCUACUACUUACACCAACACUAAAUCCUCACCAUCAUUCUUAGGGCCAGUUUUUAACCAACGUGAUGCAGACCUCCUCCACUUUUUGCACAAGGUACGUAAAGCUCCUGAUGGCUCUCAUGAGAAGCAUGAAGCUAAACAGAAACUAUCUGCUGAAAUGUAUCGUCGGGAGCGCAUCGACGACAAUAUAAAUCAAAUCGCGCAACUAGUGUUUCGAUAUGAUUCUAGCUCAAAAAUGAAAAAUAUUCGGCGUAACGGGCAAGCUCUUGUGGAUGACUGGAACUGCUUUAAGACUUUUGUGAAAACUUACGAGAAAUAUUGUGGAGCACUCUCAAAUUAUGGAAUGCAAUACACAAGAAUUAUUGCCAACAUGUGCAAUUAUGGGGUUACCAUGGAGCAAAUGACUGCAGCAUCAACGAAAACUUGUUCUUAGACUUGAAAAGAGAACAAAAGGAUUGUGCUCACAUGUCCUAAUAGUUUAAGCUUAAUUUUUUUUAUAAGUAAUUGAAAAGUACUUUUACUUUUCUAUAAAUUUCGAAAUAAAAAACUUAGUACGUCGCCUUAUUUGUCAACUCUAGUCUUAAGCUCAAUUAUUUUCCUUGUUGAUGAAAGAGUUCGUAUUUAAGAUUUUAAGAGAGUAAGAACAAUAGAACUUGAUUGUCGAAUGUAAUUAAAUUC
Molecule: messenger RNA, 1691 nt
Organism: Malus domestica (apple)
Lineage: Eukaryota; Viridiplantae; Streptophyta; Magnoliopsida; Rosales; Rosaceae
Product: vacuolar-processing enzyme-like
Biological process (GO): vacuolar protein processing
Molecular function (GO): cysteine-type endopeptidase activity
Source: RefSeq, a predicted model, not a curated record